AUGACAUUAACUCAACUGGACCCUCAUGUUGGACCUAUGAGAGGAAUUAAUCGUUUUAAACCAGAUAAAGCGACUAUUAUAAAUCCAGAGACACCACAGGAGGGCGGCGGAGAGCUUGUAAAAACAGAUUCCCCAAACUUUGUUUGUAGUGCGUUGCCUUCUCAUUGGAGAUGCAAUAAAACUUUACCAAUGGCGUUUAAAGUAAUAGCAUUGAGUGGAGAUAUACCUGACGGAGUUACUGUUACAAUAUUUGCUGGCAAUGAUGACAAUUUUUCAGCUGAACUUAGAAAUGCAACCGCCGUUAUGAAGAAUCAAGUUGCAAGAUUUAACGAUCUUCGAUUUGUUGGAAGAUCGGGUAGAGGAAAGACAUUCACAUUGACAAUAACAGUCAAUUCGGAACCUCCUCAAGUCGCAACAUAUACAAGAGCAAUAAAAGUUACUGUUGACGGACCAAGAGAGCCUCGAAGACACAGAGUUAGAGAUGGGGAGGGUGGGUUUCUUGAUCACUACAGCUUUGUAUCGCGAGUAGGAGAAAUGGGAGUAGAUAAUUUUCGACAAUUUUCAUAUAUUCAUGGAUCACCAAUUGCAACAAAUAGUUUGUCUCAUAUGCAGCCUGAUGUUUUGAUUCGCUCUCCGCCAGCAUGGCAACAUAACUUCAAUGGAAACGUAUAUGGACAUAACAUAUCACCUAAUAGUAACGAAUCUUAUUCAAAUAUAAUGGAUCAUGAUGGGUACCAACAGCCUAACUUAGCAUUGAACUUAAAAUUAGGAAAUAAUGACUUAUCCUUGCAGGAAAGUUUUCAAAAUGAUGUUAGAUGUUACAACCAACUUUCUCAAAACAGAUCUUCGUCAAUUAACUCGAACGAGCCUAGUUCGCCAAGUAGUCUCCAAAGCUUUCAAUAUAGUAACAAUAGUUCUUUACAUUCGUUUCAAGGAGCACAUUUUCCAACACCAAACCACACUCAUGACCAGGUAUCAAACAGUUUUCUCAACAACGUUACAAUAAACAAUAACUAUCUUAUGAAUCUUGCACCAAGUGGAGGUAGUAUAAACAUUCCUUUUAAAUCUUAUAGCAGUCAAAAUAUUUCAAGAGCUCAGGAAGAUAUAAACAAUAAUCAACUCGGACAUUUUUACAGAUCACCAUUUUAUGAGACGCACGGCUACGCUUUCCAAAAUAAUAUUAAAGCCUAUACUUCUCAAAUAAAUGGCGGAGAUGACGACGGUAAUUCAACUCCGAAAGUUUGGCGACCAUAUUAA
Messenger RNA from Hydra vulgaris (swiftwater hydra), 1257 nucleotides. RefSeq names its product Runx. Gene Ontology annotation, molecular function: DNA-binding transcription factor activity, RNA polymerase II-specific; RNA polymerase II cis-regulatory region sequence-specific DNA binding; ATP binding. NCBI's taxonomy places the organism in Eukaryota, Metazoa, Cnidaria, Hydrozoa, Anthoathecata, Hydridae. The record is from RefSeq and is marked provisional. Gene Ontology annotation, cellular component: nucleus. Gene Ontology annotation, biological process: regulation of DNA-templated transcription.